This is a messenger RNA of Triticum turgidum subsp. durum (durum wheat), 414 nucleotides long. Lineage: Eukaryota; Viridiplantae; Streptophyta; Magnoliopsida; Poales; Poaceae. The record is from the annotation of a GenBank genome assembly.
AUGGCCGAGAGAAUAGAUGGGGGACUCGCAGGUGACGCCGGCUGGAAGAAGAAGCACCUAAGAGAACCAUCAAAGCAGCUGUGCAUGUCUCGUUGGCCAUUAAUUCCUCCCUCCCUUUUCCUUUCCACGUUCCUUCUCGCUCAUCCUUCUCAUCAACACAAACGCAUCUUCCACCAUCAGCAGCCGAGGCAGCCGAUGGUGGACUGGGCCCCUGUGGUGGUAGGGGUGGUGUUGUUCGUGGUGCUCACGCCGGGGCUGCUAUUCGAGCUGCCGGGGACGUAUGGGAGGAUCGACUUCGGCGGCCUCCGCACCACCGGCAAGUCCAUCUUCGUCCACACCCUUGUCUUCUUCACCAUCUUCGCCGUCAUCAUCCUCGGGUUCGAAGUCCACAUCUACACCGGCGCGCCUAGCUAG